UGGAACUGCUCUACAAAGAGUGUAAAGGAGCCAGUUUGUUAAAAUGAAGGUACAUGGUGCUGCUGUAAUCCUGGGCAUGGUGAUUCUACAUGUGGCGGACACUCAGGAUGGCCACUGGCCUGUCCACACUGUGUGCAACUCAAAUAAGAUCAGCAUCAAAUACAGGAGCUGUGAUCCUCUACAGGAUAUAGGCUUCACCCUCCUGAGCUCUUGUUCUCAGAUAUGGACAAAGGCAAUUACAAUUAAACUGACUCUCCCUCUGAGGAAAUCCAUUGAUGAGUUUUACAUCGCCGUUGAUUUAACGUUUCUUGGAGACUUCAUCUUCCAUUAUGACGAGUCGCUCUGCCUGCCCAACUUUCCUCGCUUCACCUUCUGCGGCAGCAAGAAAGGAGAAAUGAUCAGGGUGGUGACGUCUCUGUCUACACUGAAGAUCCCCCUGAAGGGUAUUUACAAUUUGAUGGUAUACGGAAUAAACCAAGAUGGCUUCCAAAUUGCUUGUGUGAAUGCCACUCUUGAGUUUCACUGAUCAGAAUAUCUAGAGAAAAAUAGAGAAUGCUUUAAAACCACACAGAAUAAUGCCAGUAAAGGAAUUGAUCUGUAUUGGGUGUGUAAAGGAUGCUAUUUGUGAAACUCCUGCUGUUUAGGAUGUUGCUGUGAAUGUAUCAGUAUGUGUGCUUUCAGUGUGAUGUGAUUCACAACUCUGAAAUUAUUGUCUAAAUGACGCUUCUCGAAUUAGGAACACACAGUCAUAAUCAAACGUUUGAUCAUCCGACCGGUCAUAUUACAUGUACUGUAGAUUUUCUAAGUGAGAAUAAGUUAACAUACCCUUUACAGAGAAAACACUUAUAUAGGACAAUUUCUGCUCAUUUUACUGCACAACUUCUAUUUAUUUGUUGAG
Molecule: messenger RNA, 898 nt
Organism: Pygocentrus nattereri (red-bellied piranha)
Lineage: Eukaryota; Metazoa; Chordata; Actinopteri; Characiformes; Serrasalmidae
Gene: ly86
Product: lymphocyte antigen 86
Exons: 5
Coding region: 44-526 (160 amino acids)
Biological process (GO): positive regulation of lipopolysaccharide-mediated signaling pathway; innate immune response
Source: RefSeq, a predicted model, not a curated record